Messenger RNA from Austrofundulus limnaeus, 1017 nucleotides. RefSeq names its product crystallin, zeta (quinone reductase)-like 1 (gene cryzl1). NCBI's taxonomy places the organism in Eukaryota, Metazoa, Chordata, Actinopteri, Cyprinodontiformes, Rivulidae. The record is from RefSeq and is a predicted model, not a curated record. Gene Ontology annotation, molecular function: oxidoreductase activity.
CUGCUGAGGGAGGUGGGGGUCCGCACAGACCUGGUUCCUGUGGGCAGGGAGGUGGCCGGUGUUGUCCUUCAAGUCGGCCCCAAGGUGACCUUCUUCCAGCCGGAGGACGAGGUUGUGGGUAUCCUGCCUCUGGACUCCUCCCACUCUGGACUCUGUGAAGUCAUCGAUGUAGAAGAAAACUACUUGGUGCAGAAGCCGGAGAAGCUCAGCUCGGUGUGUGUGGCGGCAGCGCUGCGUGACGGCCUCUCUGCCUACACCGCUCUGCACACACACGCCCACAUGGCAGCUGGACACACACUCCUGGUCAUGGAUGGAGCCAGUCCGUUCGGCCUAAUGUGCAUCCAGCUGGCCUGUUACCAUGGGCUGAAGGUUCUGACCACGGCCCACUCUGCUCAGCAGCUCACCUUCCUGGAGCAGCUCCGGCCCAGUGUAGUCAGGGUUAUUCCAGCUCACAUGGACGCCUCAGACCUGCUGCCAGUCGUUCUGGAGGAGACAGGAGGGCUGGGGGUGGACAUAGUCGUUGAUUCUGGAGUUUGUCUUCACAAAGACGAGGAGGAGGAGGGAAAGGACAAGUUCCUUCCUCACAAGCAUGACAUCAUCAGUGUACUGGGAGUGGGUGGACACUGGGUCACAUCCCACCAGAACCUGCAGCUGGAUCCUCCAGACUGCAGGUUGCUGCAUCUAAAGUCAGCCUCCGUGUCUUUCCUCAACCCUGAAGUUUGGACAGCUUCAUCGGCUCAGCAGGGCCGGUACCUGCAUGUUCUCAAGGACAUCGUGGACAAGAUGUCAGCUGGAGUGCUCAGACCACAGCCUGAGGAAGCACUUCCUCUCUAUGAAGCCACCGUUGCGAUGGAGAUGGUUCAGCGUCACCAGAAGAAAAAGGUGGUUGUUCAGCUCUGAUCUGAAUGUUCAGGAUCUGUAAGACCACACUGUCUGCAGAGUCUACAGGACCAGGUCUUUCAGUCUGAUAUUUUCUGCAAAGUUUUACUGAGUCAUUAAACAAAGUAUCAAAACGGA